CAAACAAACAUAUUCUUGUGAACAAUUGAAAUUUUGCUUGCCUACAAUGCAACAGCUUGAUUUGGAAUCACUUGUUGCCGGUGGCCAUGGGAAGGAUGCUUGCGAGACGCUUGUCGUUGAACAUGGAGAUGCGCCGGAAGAUCCUGAGAUUCCAGACAGUACUCUAGUUGAAGUUCCAGCUGAUUUUCCGCCGGAAUCGUUCUGGCUUUCCAAAGACGCCGAAUUUGACUGGUUUGAUCGUAAUGCUUUUUUGGAGCGGAAGGAAUCGACUAGAGGAAACUCGAAUUCGAUGAAUUUGAAUCCGAAUGUAAACCCUGGCCACUCCAAUCCGAAUUCACAGAGGUAUUCUGUGAGUUUGAAAUCAAAAGCUGCGAUUAUAGGUUUGCCUAAGACGCAGAAGACGACUUAUGUUGAUUCGAAGCGUCGACAGUGUAAACCGGUUAACGUACGGUUGUUUCCAAAGCGGUCGGAUUCGUUAGGGAAGGCUCCGACAACGGUUCCGGUGACGGAGCCGACUUCGCCGAAGGUGACGUGUAUUGGCAGAGUUAGAUCGAAGAGGUGUCGCAGCCGUCGGAGGUCAUCUGCACAAGCUAGUCAACCGGAGAAGUCUGCUAGUCAACGAUCCGGAACAAGCAGAGGACACAAAACUGGCUUUAUGUCUCGUAUAACGUCGUUAUUCCGUUCUGAAGGUUCUCGCCGUAGAAAAAACUGUAAAUCGUCGGAAAAAGUCAAAGAACCGGCGGAAAAUCCUGCUCCAAGGAGGAUCUGUGUGACUGUUAAACCGGUUAACAGUGAACCGGGGACACCAUCUGAACCACCUGCUUUAGGAGGAAUGAUGCGGUUCGCGUCAGGUCGCCGACCGGAACCGGAGUCUUGGGGAGGUUCCGAUGAUGACGUGGCUGGACGUCAUUCAUUGGAUUCAGGACGCCAUGCAUAGGUAAAUGGGUGGUCCCACCUGGUGAAGUUUGUUUAGCUGACGAAAACUGAAUUUCUGUGUGCUGGAAAAUAGUAAACCAAAGCGGGUUUUUUUUUCUUUUUUCUUUUUUUUUUCUUGUCGAAAAUCCUUUAUCCAUAUCGAGAUUGCUAAGGCCAGAGUAGUAUUUAUACAAUGACGCGUUUUACAGGCACAGAAAAUUGUACAUUAUUUUGUAUUUAGUAAUUUCGUCUCUGGAAAAUGGAUCAGAUUUCAUCG
Messenger RNA from Cynara cardunculus var. scolymus (artichoke), 1192 nucleotides. RefSeq lists its product as uncharacterized. The transcript has a single exon. Bases 47 to 937 code for a protein of 296 amino acids. The record is from RefSeq and is a predicted model, not a curated record. NCBI's taxonomy places the organism in Eukaryota, Viridiplantae, Streptophyta, Magnoliopsida, Asterales, Asteraceae.